Messenger RNA from Mytilus californianus (California mussel), 2613 nucleotides. Its product is annotated as F-box/WD repeat-containing protein 7-like. Gene Ontology annotation, biological process: proteasome-mediated ubiquitin-dependent protein catabolic process; ubiquitin recycling. NCBI's taxonomy places the organism in Eukaryota, Metazoa, Mollusca, Bivalvia, Mytilida, Mytilidae. The transcript is spliced from 12 exons. Gene Ontology annotation, molecular function: ubiquitin binding. Gene Ontology annotation, cellular component: cytoplasm; nucleus. Bases 20 to 1834 code for a protein of 604 amino acids. The record is from RefSeq and is a predicted model, not a curated record.
CUUCGCUUCCGGUUGGAAAAUGGCUUCUGCUAGAACAGGUGCCGCGUUGGAGAUUCGUAAAAUUAGGAAAAAAAUUCGACAGAUUGAGAAUCUUGAAAGUCUAGAUAGAGAUUUGACAGAUGAAGAACUCAAUAAAAUUUUGAGGAAAAGUCUUUUACGGGAAAAUCUAUUAGAAUUAUUGGCUGAGCAUGGGGAAGAAGAGAGUUUCACUUCAUCAACCAGAUCUGAACUGACAGAUGAUGGUAUACUGACAGAAAGUUCUAGUUACCAUGACUAUAUUGUCGAUGCUGGUUACCAUGACAGCAUCAUAACAGGGGAAGUAACCAUCAUUGAACCUGAAGAUGAAACAAACACAGAUUUGAUUGAAAUUGAUGUCACAGAUGACCUUGAAGAAGAGAUGAUCAUUAAUAAAAAUACUAAUGCAGUAACAGGAGAAAUUCUUGAAGACAAUAUGGUUAAUACUAAACCAGUUAAUAUGGAAACCAAAACUAAAUCUCAAAAUAAAUCACAGCCUGUUACCAAAGCAACAAGCAAAGAAUUAAGGGAAAAUACAAAUCCUUCACCAGUGAAGAAAAGCAAGCAGCCUAAGUCAAUAUCAGCAACGCACACAAAUGAAAAAACAGAAAAGUUCUCCAAAUUAAAAGCUACAUUACAUAAGUGGAGAUUUGGCAAGUUUGAAGUGAUAGAAUUAGAAGGUCAUAGUGACCUAGUUACAGAUGCUGAUAGUGAUGGAGUCUUGCUUGUAACUUCCAGUCGAGACACCACAGUAAAAUUAUGGUGUUUGGAAACUUUAUCUGAGUUAAGAAAUUAUGGAGGCCACAACAGUGCUGUGACUUGUGUACAACUUCUUUCAAAGGAUGAUUCUGCUAAUGUUUGUAAAUCGCUAGGAACAGAUAAUACAGAGAGAUUAUUUAUCAGUGGAUCUUAUGACUGCAGUUUUAAAAUAUGGUCGACAGGAAAAUCAGGAGAAGCUUUGCGGUCUGUGUAUACAUUUAACCCUGUUACCAAGGUGAUAUAUCACCCAGUGGCACAAGCCAUAAUAACUGGAUCAGACGGAGGAAAAUUGGAGAUUUGGGAUACAGCAUCAGGGGAAAAGUUACAUAGUGUACACCCUUACGAGGAAUCUGUUACUGGUCUAAAGGUUAUCAAUGGUACUAUAUUUAGUUGUUCUGCUGAAGGAGUUAUUUCUGUACAUAAACUUCAGGAGGAUAAAAUCAUUUGUUAUUUUGUGUCUGAAAAUAUAAGAUCAGAAAACAAUGGACAUUUAACACAGAGAUAUAUUCGUGGUUUUGAUGUUAGAGAUGGUUUGAUAUAUUAUGGGGAUGAUGGAACAAAUGUAAAAGUGCUGGACUGGAGAAAAGGACUGGUCCAUAAACUAAUCAACCACAGUGAAGACUUUGGUAUCACAGACAGUCUGAGUUGCCAUGGUAAUAUUAUGGUGUCGUCUGCAUACAGUUUAGAUAAUGGAGCAGGAUAUGUAAAUGUGAGAUAUUUACCAGAAGAGACUUACAUGACCACACUGGAUGAUGAAGAUACUGGUAGAAUAUUGUCACUGUCAUAUGCUGAGUCAGGGAACAAAGACAUUGUAAUCACAGCAGGGACACAGCUCAAAGUCUGGAUUUCAAACACAGACCAAAGGAAAGAUAUAAAUGAAGAAAACUUGGUAUCUACUCGUUAUGUACCUAAGUUAGCACAGAGACAUUAUCAAGAUUCCGAUGUAGAAUCAGAUGUGGAAACUACUGAUUCGGAAGCGGAAGAAGAUGGGCGUCAUGACCACCCAAGUCAGUCACGUGAUUCAUCUCAGGGUUGGCUUAGUUAUUGUAAUAUAAUAUAACAACUGGGAUUUGCGGACGAUAGACAUACUACAUUAUUACAAACCAACAGUUUGUUUAAAUAUAUUGAAAUUGUCUUUCAAAGAAAAACACAACCAGUUUCAACAAGGUUUGUUAGAAUGACCAAUCUAAGAACUAUGCAAAUGGGACUAUUGCUCUACAUAAAUUAAUAUAACUAUAAAAUUGUAUGGAUCAACGAGGAAAAGAAAUAUAAAAAAUCUACUCAAUUCAUUCAGUCACAUCGUCUUUUGUUUUGAGUUAUUUUUUAUUAGUUAAUACCAAUGAAAUAUAUAUCUAGAUAUCUUGUUAUGAUCGUAUUUAUGAAUUAACUAUUUACAAAACUUUGAAAUGUUCUAAAUACUAAGGAUUUUCGACCCCGAGAAUAGAUCACCUCAGCUGUAUUUGGCAAAAUCUUACGGAAUUUUGGAUCCUUUUAAAUGCUCUACAAUUUCUUGAAUUGGUCUUUUUUAUUCGAGCGUCACUAUCUUUGGUAAGUUUUUUUCGAAAGGAAAUACGAAGGAGUUAUAUAUCUAGAUAUCCACUUAACGUAAAUAUCAAGCAAUUAUAUAUCUAGGUAUGUACAUUACAAGCGGCAGUUAAGGUAUAUUCUCAGGUAAUGUAUGCAGAAGUAACCAAUUAACGUAAAUAUCAAGUAAUUAUAUAUCUAGGUAUAUACAUUACAAAGCAGAUUAGGUAAAUUCUCAGUUCAUGUAUGUAGAUAUAACCAGUUAAGGUAAUUAUCAAGUAAUUGUAUAUAUAUAAAGAAGAUACCAAGAGGCAA